This is a messenger RNA of Mycena citricolor, 732 nucleotides long. The record is from the annotation of a GenBank genome assembly. Lineage: Eukaryota; Fungi; Basidiomycota; Agaricomycetes; Agaricales; Mycenaceae.
AUGCAAAGCAUGGCGCUAACCACCGACACCAACAAGCUGGAGGCCUUCGGAGACAUUCUGAUGGCAGGGGAGCCAGCAGACAAGUGGUGGAAGGUGAGGAAGGUGACAACGACACUGAUUACACAAUGGGCAGACGUGCAGACAGCAUUUGUGGCCAAAUUUGACGUGCUGCAAGCAGCAGAGAAAACCAAGCAAGAGUGGGAACAGGAGCUCAGUAAGCUCCCAAUCUCCUUGGAAGAGCUAGGGACUAGGACAAUGGUGGGAGGCGUGGAGACACAUGCACAUGUAGCGUUCGCACGGAAAAUGCUGCGCAUAGCAAAGGAAGUGGGGGUAAAAAAGUCAGGAAGCAACAUCUGGGCAGCACGAGACUACCUACUGAUCUCCCUUCGAGACCAAACACCAAGAAAAGCCACAAGCUGGGAAGUGUUUGCCAUGACCAUUGAGAAAGUAGACGUCAAUAAGCUUGGAGAGGACUUGGACAAAGAACGUGAGAACAAUAAACUCAAAGCAGAGCUCAUCUCAUUACGAUCGAGGACCACACCACGAGCAUUGGUUCCACUGUCACCUACGGCGCUGCUGCGCACACAGAUGGCACACACAAACAUAUCAGCAAGCAUGCGCAUCCCACCGCCAACUUUCAAGUGCAAAACCAACCCACGCAAGCUCAGCAAUCACCAGAGCUGCUCACCACGGAAGCAAAAGCCACGCUCACUAGAGUGGUCAAGAAGAUGA